This is a messenger RNA of Fulvia fulva, 276 nucleotides long. RefSeq lists its product as uncharacterized. The transcript has a single exon. NCBI's taxonomy places the organism in Eukaryota, Fungi, Ascomycota, Dothideomycetes, Mycosphaerellales, Mycosphaerellaceae. The coding region runs from base 1 to 276 and encodes 91 amino acids. The record is from RefSeq and is a predicted model, not a curated record.
AUGCCGCAAGGCUACGCUGAUACCCGUGUCGAGGCAGGCCCCAGUGCACCUUGCCGGCGUAAACAGGUUGAGCAGUCAGAUGAGACCGUGGACUUCAGCCAAGACAUCCCUAGCAGUCCGCCUGUACCUGUCUACACCAACGUGCUCAAUCCUUCGUGCGGAAAGAAUACUGCGGUGGAUGGCGAUAUUAACAUGGGCAAUGGCGAGGAUAAUACCGAUGAGACGAUAUAUCACGAUGCGCAUAGCCAAUCGAUGGAGGAUCCUGGUGGUACAUGA